Molecule: messenger RNA, 1654 nt
Organism: Anas platyrhynchos (mallard)
Lineage: Eukaryota; Metazoa; Chordata; Aves; Anseriformes; Anatidae
Gene: FKBP1A
Product: FKBP prolyl isomerase 1A
Biological process (GO): protein peptidyl-prolyl isomerization; regulation of ryanodine-sensitive calcium-release channel activity
Cellular component (GO): sarcoplasmic reticulum membrane; cytoplasm
Molecular function (GO): peptidyl-prolyl cis-trans isomerase activity
Source: RefSeq, a predicted model, not a curated record
CGGGCUCCAUGGCGGCUGUGGCGGCGGCUGCGCAGCCCUGGGCCCCUCCUUCCUCGGGCUGCGGCCGCUGCGGGUGCGCGACGAGCGGCACCGGCGGCAGCACCGGCACCGGGAUGGGUGUGCACGUGGAAACCAUCGCCCCCGGCGACGGGCGGACAUUCCCUAAACGCGGCCAGACCUGCGUGGUGCAUUACACGGGUAUGCUGGAGGACGGGAAGAAGUUCGAUUCCUCCCGCGACAGGAACAAACCCUUCAAGUUCGUGAUGGGCAAGCAGGAGGUGAUCCGGGGCUGGGAGGAAGGAGUCGCCCAGAUGAGCGUUGGUCAGCGGGCGAAGAUGACCAUCUCCCCAGAUUACGCCUACGGCUCUACCGGCCACCCGGGGAUCAUCCCACCCAACGCCACUCUAAUUUUCGACGUGGAGCUCAUGAAAUUGGAAUGACCUACCCCAACGCCCUGUCCUCGGGGCUUUGUCACGGUGCCUCCUCUCUCCCCCCAGACAGGUUUGGCACAUGGAGGAAUCCAGAAUCUCAGCUUCAAGAAGAGUGCACAUGACUUCGUACGGAGCUUUUCCUGAUAGUCCACUACACUCAUUGUAUAACCUUACACCUUGAUUGAAUGCCUUUGGUCACUAAGCUUUGCGUCUGACUCUUCCUCCUCGUAUCGUGUUUUUAUGUCUUUUUAAACUAUACGCCGUCAACCUCAACUCUUUUUAUUAUUUUUAUUUUUGGGGGGGGGGGUCAAGUCCUUCUUCUUAUUUUCGUUCCAGGUGUAGUUUUGACCGGUAGCACGCAGACGGGCUGACCUUUUAGCUAGGAGUCAUUUGAAGGCGAGGAAAACCCGCGGGUUACUUGUCUGGGUGCGCAGAUCUCUUGUGGUGUUCUCAAACCAGAAAAUUGCUGCUGCAAAAAAAAAAAAAAAAAAGAAAAAAGAAAAAAAAAGCCAUAGCAGGGUGAGGCUGGCGAGGCGGAACGGAUGCGGAGAGCGCAGCAGUGCUAGGAUGGUGUGUGGUCACCCCCCCUGCACCCGGGGCCCCCGAGGAAGCAGCGAGUCCUCCCCCUGCUCCCCGGGGGCCAGCGCAGCAUCGCCGGGGGCUGUUUUCCCCCCCGCGCCCCCUCCCAGCUCAGUGGGUCCGUCCCCAAACCCCCGUUUUGGGUUUGCGGAGACGGGGUGCCCGUGGGAGCUCCGCUGCGCCCUAGAAAUUCAAAAUUUACAUUGAGUUUUUUUUUUUUUAAUAAAACCACAAAAAUCGGCAGACGAACGGAAGGUGCUGUCGGCAGGGGAGGUGGCGGGGGGCUGGUGGGGGUCAGCUCGUAAGGAAACACCCCCCCCAUGUGUGUGUGUGCGUGUGUGUGUGUGUGUCCCCUCCUCCUCUCCCUUUUGGGAAGGAAAAAUCAAAAAAUCAGACCCCGGUUGUCCCCGGUCUGAGCCCCCCCGGCCCUUCUCUCCUGCCACCUGAUGCUGGUCAUCGCCGCUUUGUCUGGUCUCCUGCACCGCGUAGCUUCCCCCCCCCCCAGCUGCUGUCCUCCUGCCCCCUCCCUCUGCCCCGCGUAGUGAUUUGGUGAGAGAAUUUGCCGCCGUUCACUUCCUUCUCCACCGCCUAAAGGUAUCAAGUUUUAUUAUUGCAAUAAAAACGCUUUAUGCUGGCUUUUCUCA